Messenger RNA from Micromonas commoda, 1134 nucleotides. RefSeq lists its product with no specific name. The transcript has a single exon. Gene Ontology annotation, molecular function: glutathione transferase activity. Lineage: Eukaryota; Viridiplantae; Chlorophyta; Mamiellophyceae; Mamiellales; Mamiellaceae. Gene Ontology annotation, cellular component: cytoplasm. The coding region runs from base 1 to 1134 and encodes 377 amino acids. The record is from RefSeq and is a predicted model, not a curated record.
AUGGUCACGCGCGCUGCUUCCGAUACAUCCGGUUUGGGGCUUCUGACUUGGCUGGGGCCGGUCAUUCCGCAGGGAGUACUCGUGACUGGAGUGAAGGCGGGUUGGCGCGCCGCCUGGCAGACGAUGAUGACGGAACUCGCGCCCCAGUCACGAGACGGCGAAUAUCAACGCCCGAAAUACGCCUUCGACGGCGCCAUCGCGGAGGACCCAAAGGCAAGAUUUCCCUCGGUGUCAGAGAGAUACGUGUUGUAUCUCGGGAAUGCCUGCCCUUGGUGCCACAGGGUGAGCCUCACGGUCGCGCUCAGAGGCCUCGAGGAUCGCGUUCGGAUUGUCAAGAUGACCGACGACGCUGAAAGAGCCAGUCGAGGCGGUUGGGUCUUUGAGAGCGACAGGCCCGACCCGGUGUUCGGCGCUCGAGACCUCCGAGAAGUGUACGAUUUGCAGAGCGGCAAGUCCUACACGUACGAGGGUCGCUGCACAGCCCCGCUGAUGGUGGACGCGGAGCGAAAGGUGGCCGUGAACAACGAGAGCGCGGACAUCGCGCGCAUGUUAAACGACGUGGAGUGGCUGGGCAGCGUGAACGGACCCAACAAGUCAUCCAGAUACGAUGAGGGCUCGGUCCAGCUGAGGCCACCCGAGCUCGCAAACGACAUAGACUCCCUCAACGACUGGCUGUAUACCAAGCUAAACAACGGCGUGUACAGGUGCGGGUUCAGCACCAACCAGGCGGCGCACAACCGAGCGGCGGUCGACGUCGCCGAGGCCCUCGAGGCACUGGAGAAGAGGCUCAGGGAGAGCCGGUUCAUGCACGGGGACAAGGUAACCGAGUCCGACGUGAGAGCCUUUCCGACGAUUGUUCGAUUCGACGCAGUCUACGCGACCCUGUUCAAGUGCUCUUCACGUCGCGUCGCGGACAUGCCGAACCUCCGCGCGUGGAUGCAGGACUUUUACCUGCUACCUGGUGUGCGCGAGACCGUCGACGUGGACGGAUAUCGAACGAGUUAUUUCGGUCAACUCUUCCCGUUGAAUCCGGGCGGGAUCGUGCCCGUCGGCCCGACGGCGAAGGACCUCGGGUUGGGCCUCGACCCGUCGCGAGGAAGCCGCGCGCACUCGGACCUCUUCCACUUCAAGUGA